AUGCUAUCUAUCCUCACCAUCGUCGCUAGCGCGCUGGCCCUCUCAAGCGUGGCAUACAGCGCCCCCGCUGAACUCGCCCCCUCCAAUGGCACCGCCACGGUCUCAAACUACACUGUAUACUACGAGUGUAACCCAUCCAACCUGAAGUGGGCCGAAAUCAAGAACAUCCAGAUCGGCCGCGAUUAUCUAAACGGGCUCCCGGGCAAGGCCAAAAUCGCCGGAGGCAAGCACUGCGACCGCGUCAGCUGCUCGUAUAACUCGGCCAUUUUCUACUGCAACGACGAUGAUAACGAGAAGGAGGUCGAGUGGGAGAGGCUCGCCGAAUUCACCUCACUGCUUCUUGACAAGUGUGGUGAUAAGAGCGUGGUGAAGGGCAGGGUGUUCGAUAGGCCUAACUGGCAUACUGAGGUUCAGGGUGAAGCUUGCUAAGGGUGGCGGGGUGAAGUAGUUGGGUGUUAAGUAACACAGGGACGAGCAUAGACUUGUAGUUUCGCGCGGAGCCGCGACUGAAUGCAUUUGCGCUGGUUUAGCACGGUUUCUUGAGAGUGGUAUUUUAUUACAAGAACUGUGAUUGUCCAUUUCGUGUCGUG
Messenger RNA from Podospora pseudopauciseta, 590 nucleotides. RefSeq lists its product as uncharacterized. The record is from RefSeq and is a predicted model, not a curated record. The transcript has 2 exons. Lineage: Eukaryota; Fungi; Ascomycota; Sordariomycetes; Sordariales; Podosporaceae. The coding region runs from base 1 to 429 and encodes 142 amino acids.